AUGAAGACUCUACUUGAUAUCUUUGUGAGCGACACUAAGAACGUUGGCAGACAUCAUGGGGAUUACGUUUACACCCAUAGUUUCCCCAAUUCCGACAAAGGUUCUGUCACUGGUCAGGCCAUUUGCGACUCCCGCUUAUGGAAAUGGGGUUGUGGGAAAUGUCUCGGCGACGCCAGCAAAUACAUCCACCGCAAUUGUGGCUCUACCCUCAAUGCUACCAUAAUACUCGUUGACUGUUCUAUCUCAGUCCACAAGAUAUGA
This is a messenger RNA of Linum trigynum, 261 nucleotides long. Lineage: Eukaryota; Viridiplantae; Streptophyta; Magnoliopsida; Malpighiales; Linaceae. The record is from the annotation of a GenBank genome assembly.